This is a messenger RNA of Cuscuta campestris, 903 nucleotides long. The record is from the annotation of a GenBank genome assembly. NCBI's taxonomy places the organism in Eukaryota, Viridiplantae, Streptophyta, Magnoliopsida, Solanales, Convolvulaceae.
CAAAGAAAAAGAAGAUAAAAAGGGAGCAUAACCGGCCACCAGCCUUAUCCAAACACCCACGUGUGUAUAUGUCUGUCCAUCCAUCCACCAGACCAUAAAAUCAAGAAACUUCCAUUAACUCAAUGCCCCCAAACAAAGAAUAAAAAGAAACAGUAGAUGACGAAGGAGAUGGAGGCGGUUCACAGCUUCUUCUUCCUUCUUGCUCUGGGUUUCUUCUUCUUACUGUGGAGAGCUUUGGUUUGGGUUUGGUUUAAACCCAAGAGAUUUGAGAGGAUCCUGAAACAGCCAGGCCUUAAGGGCAACCCUUACAGAGUCCUCUCAGGGGACAUGAAAGACCUUGCCACCAUGACAAGUGAUGCCACUUCUAAACCCAUGAAUCUCUCUGAUGAUUACAUUGCCCCCAGAAUCAUCCCCAUUUAUCUUCAUCUAAUCAACACAUAUGGUAAGAAUUGCUAUGUGUGGAUGGGUCCAAGUCCUAUGGUGCUCAUCACAGAUCCUGGUUUGGUAAAGGAGAUUCUCCAUAAACAUAAUUUGUUUCAGAAGCCUCAAAGCAACCCACUGGCAAGGAAGUUAGCACUAGGAGUAGCCAGCCUGGAGAAAGAUAAAUGGGAAAAACACAGAAGGUUGAUCAAUCCUGCCUUCUACACUGAGAAGCUCAAGGUGACAAUGGUCAUGUACGAGUCGCUAAGGCUAUACCCGCCAGUAGCUGAUGUGGCUAGGAGGACGGUGGAGGAGACGAAAGUGGGGGACAUAGUUUUUCCUCCAGGGGUAAUGUUGUCAUUACCAAUACUUCUUCUGCAUCUUGACAUCUUGACACUGAGAUAUGGGGUGAAGAUGCAAAAGAGUUCAAACCAGGCAGGUUUAAUGAAGGGGUAGUGGCAGCAACAAAAGGUAAAAACGCCU